UAAAAACAAAAAAAAAAAAAAAAAAGGGAAAGAGGAAGGUUUCUGGCCAUGGCGGUAGCGGCAAUUCCAGAAACAUUUGAGGAUCCAAAUUCCAAUUGGGCAUCAUCAAACCAAAGCUAGCUUUAUCUGAAAUUUGAGGUAGACGAAGAGCCAGCACUCAGAGAGGAAGGAAAGAUGAGACCUUCAAUUUCAAAGCAGGGAACUGCAGACAAUAGUAAUAAGGGCCUCACCGGUCACACCUGCACCCUCCAUCAGCGUCUCAAUCAUGCUCUGAACCUCGGCACCAGAAUUAAUCACGACAAGGUGAAAAAAUGGCAGUGUGUCGAUAUCGAGAUACAAAGACAUGUGCUCCACUCAAUAGCUGCAUUUCUCGAUUCUGUUUCUGGGGAUACGCGGCACCAUCCACAUGUGAAGGCUUCAGUUGUUGACAUUGUUGGCGCAUUGGUUUGGAUGCUUCAAUCUGACAAUGGAUCCAUGUUGAGGAUGGCAGCGGAUGUGACAGUAAAAUUAGUCAGUAUUUUCCCCAAAUCAGUACUGCAGCUUUAUGUGUUAGAGCUUGUUAAUCCUUUGUCAUCUUUGUUAUCUUCGCACCAAACAGAAGUAGCUAUUUUAUCUGCAACAGCAUUGAAUCUUAUUCUUUCAAACCUCAGUACCAAGAGUGAGAAAGACGUUUGGGAAAUUCUUAGGAAAACAGAAAGUGUAUCUCAAGUUGUCAGUAAUUUACGGUUUUUUCCUGGAUGUACAAAGACACUGAAAUAUUUCCAACAGAUGGCUUUACUUUUGAGCACAAUACUAUGGUGGUGGCCGUCAUCCAGGUUUUCUGUUUGGAGUGAUACUAAACUGAUGAAUGGCUUAAAUGAAAUGUUAAAGCUAGAUAUUGAUGAAAAAGUUGCAGUUUUGAAGUUGUAUUCUUCUUUAGCUUUAUGUGGUAUUGGGGCCAAAAAAGUAUUGGAAAGUGGAGAGAUCCUCGAACAGAUGGUGCAAUGCAUGGACAACUCUCAUCCACACUCAAUUCGCAUUGAAGGAUUCAAGUUAGCCCAGUGCCUAGUGAUAAAUGAAGAAAUAUGCUUACUAAUGAUGAGCUUAGGUUACAAACCUAUCAUCAAAGCCAUAAUUUCUGGAAUGAGUGAGUGGAACUCACAUUCUAGAAAGGUCAGCAAUGACCAGAUGUCUUUGCUAGAGGAGGCAUGUCGCUUGGCUCUGAUAACUCGUUGGGAAGGGGAGCAUCACAUUUAUAUGUGGAAACAAGGGAUUGACAAAAUCCUUCUUGAUCUUCUCCUUGAAAAUUUUCACAACCAACCAUACAAAUGUUCCAUGUCAUUGGAUGAGCAAAUGGUUAUUGCCAAGGAGGGUCUCAAUGCCAAUUAUCUUCUUGUUCUGAGGAGUUAUAUCUGGGAUAUUCUUGGAUGGCUUGCAAUACAUUGUGGGGAGGAUUUCAACCCUGAAAGGGAAAUCUAUAUUAACAUCCUCAUCACAUGUGCUUGUUUGACCUUUGUUGAUGCAAUUCAAAAGUGGCAUAAAAUAUAUGAAAAUGAUAUUGCUGGUGCCUUCAGACGUGAAUCGGCUACAAGGGCAGUUUCAAUGAUGAUUUAUUCACCCUGUAAAUACAUUGCGUCGAAGACCAGAUUCAUAUUGUCCGAAAUACUAGGACUAGAUGGAGGGGAGUAUUUGAAAACCUUACUGGGUUUCCUAAAUAAUUUGUCAUCUGGGAAUUAUUUUGGAGUUCCAGAUAAACUCCAAAUUAUUGUUUAUUUAAUGGGAUUAGCAUGCUAUUCAGCUUUGCCACAGUACCAAGUCUCAGGUAAAAAAUGUGUAAAAACAUUAUUGGCUUUUAUAAGGUGGUGCUUAACUAAUAAUUUCCAUUUAGAAAGAUCAAGCUUUGCUCCUCAUCUGCAUAAUCCAUUCCAUGAGAGGAUUUGCUGUUGGGUUUCUGCAGAAGACUGGGAAGGCAAAGACAUUCUUUUGUUUUACAGUUUGUGGGGGCUGGCUGAGUGGAUACAGCAUUGGGGAUGCUUAGGAAAUAACCUAGACCAAACUUCUGGUGAGAUGAGACCAAUAGAAGCUCAACUUGUUAGUGAACUUCAGGAUAUCUGUAACAACAGUCGUACUCCUGGAGUGCAAUGGUAUGCUGCAUAUGUUCUUAGUUAUUUUGGAUAUUAUGGUUUUCCAAGUAAACUUGGGAAAAAGAUUGGCAAGGCACUUACUGAGAAGGAUUAUGCUGACAUACAACUCAUUCUUGCAAAUGGAGAGUGUUUGAGGGUCCAUGGUGUUGUGCUUGCAACUCAAUGUCCAUCAUUGUUGCCUUCUGAAGUGCUGUUUCCCAGCGAGGUAACAUGUGAUGAAUCUUCAGUGACAUGCUCUAUGGAAAUCUGUAAAAAGUUCUGUAAAGACAUAAGGUUAUCUGUUCAUGUUGAUCACCAAGCGUUGGUUAUGUUGUUGGAGUAUAUCUAUUUGGGAUAUCUACAAGCAGGACAAGAACUUGUAAAGAAGUUGAGGACUCUUGCCAAACGUUGUAAUCUACAGUCUUUGUUACAGAUGCUUUAUAGGAAACGUCCCAAGUGGGGCUCUGCUCACCCCAGCCUUGAUCUUAGUGCAGCUCUUCGUCUGUCUGGGUGUCGUUUCUCAGAUGUCAUCUUAGAAGCUAAGACAACUGAGCUUUUGGGCUGGACAUGUGGUAUUUGCUUUCGCUCGGUGCCACAUAUGCACGUUCACAAAGUUAUUUUGUCAUCAAGUUGUGAUUAUUUGCGGGCCUUGUUACAGUCAGGAAUGCAAGAGAGCCAUUCACAAACCAUAAAGAGCUCUAUUAGUUGGGAAGCAAUGGUUAAACUAGUCAACUGCUUCUAUUGUGGUAAGCUGCCAAAGCCUCCCUCUGGAUGUUUAUGGAAUAAUAUGGACACCGAAGAAAAGUUACAUGAGCUGCAGCCAUAUGUAGAGCUCUGUUGGCUUUCUGAGUUCUGGCUCAUGGAAGAUAUUCAGACAGCAUGCUUCGAUGUGAUCAUAUCAACUCUCAGUUCUGCCAAAGAGUUGUCUAUUAAGAUACUACAAAUUGCUGCCAAUUUUUCUCUGUGGAAGUUGGCCGAAGUUGCAGCAACUUAUGCAGCCCCUUUAUAUCGCCAACUGUGUGAUUCUGGUGAACUCGACGCACUUGAUGAAAUGCUGGUUGAGAUGAUUCGUGCAGCCUCUGUUCAUCUCUCUCAACAGGGUGGUAAUCAAUGUUGAUUUUAUUUCUACGUAGAUGAUUGAAAAGAUAUGAAAAUGUGAAAUAGACUACUUUUGGAGAGUUUGUUGUGCAACCAAAUGCUAAUUCUGCCAAUUUUCUUAUGCUCUCUUUUCAGAAAAGAUUUUGUAGAUUUUAAAGUAAGGGCAUGGUCUCUUUUUGACAUAAGGGAUUGGCUGCUUGAGUAGUACAAUUUUCUUGUUCUUUGUUUUGUAUGUUCAUAUGUGGGGAGGGGUGGUGGGGACGGGGAUGGGGAUAGUGAGAGAACAGCUGUAGAUAAGGCAUUUGUAGAUAUUUCUUUCUUUUGUCAGCGCCAAAUUAGGGUCAAAGUAAAACUGUAUUUUUAAUCCUUCAAAUGUAUUGCUUUGUGUUUCAUAAUGUCAGCAUGUCACCUAGCAUGUUCACUCCUCCACAUUUCUCUGUUACUAAUGCAUAUAUCUCAAGCAGGUUAGCAGAGUUGACAAAAUGCCUAAAAUUAACAGUCUACCGUCUACAACACAGAGGUUGUUCCUUUGCACUAGGGAAGAAGCAUGGCUGUAGAGGAUGGAUCUCCGUAGUAGGAACUUCACCAUUCAGCCGUGAUUAUUUUCCGGUCGCUCUUCUAAGCAUUAUCAUUGCUUUUGAAGUGAAAUUAGCUUAGCUUGAGUCAAAUUGUGAUCCUCACUUUGGUGCUGACAGAGUCCCACUACUUUGAUGACAAACUCAAUUUUGUAGUUGAAAUUGAAAAGGUGUCAUCAUUGCUCUUGAAGUGAAAUUAGCAUAGCUCGAGUAGGAUUGCAGCUCUCCGGAAUCAGAUACAUCAUUUCUUGGCAGGAGGGCAAGCCUUGGCGCAAUGGAAAGUCAACUCCUUUGUCACCAAAAGGCCAGGGGUUUGCCGUGCAAACAGCCUCUUUGCAAAGCAAGGGUAUAGUUGCGUACGGUAGACAUUUCUCCCCUGACCGUCACAAAGCGAGGAGCCUGGUUGGCUUGGGGUCAUGCUUUCAUUUAAAGCAUUAGAUCCAGUUUGAUAAAGUUCUUUGAUUUUUGACGCUCCCAUAUCCCCCGUGCUCCCAAAUCUCCCAUAUCUGUGCUUCAUAGUCAGGGUGGGGAAUGGAAAACAGAUGGCGUACAGAUUGAUCCUAAUGGAAUGGAAAAACUCUGGGAAGGGAAGUCUUCACCAUUAUGACAGGAGUGAAGGAAGGAAGAAAAUAUAGGAAAGAGGAAGAAGUAGGACUGAACCUGGCCUGAUGCCGUACUAACUUGAAAGUAUGGCAAGAGUACAAAUUGCAGAAUGGGCAAACAAUCAGUCAGCUGCCGGUAAAUCAAAUGGCAGGGGAGACACAAAUGAGGAGUUGAGCAGGUCUGGAUGCACAAAGGCAAAUCUUCUAAGCACUUGAUUAUCUGCAAAAUUUAAAGGCCCCUCUGCAUCCCAUUCCAACAAGCUUCCCAAGUGUAGGCGGAGCUGUGUUGCCCGUUGCAUGGUUGACACCUGGUGAAGUGCGUGGUAAAAGGCCUUCUGAGAUCAUCUUCCCAGUAUCCCUUAUCCUUCACAUGUUGGUCUCUCAUAGUUCCAUAGAACUGGCUCACUUUCUCCGCGUGUCUCCUCCUUAACAUGUCCACCUCUCUUUCAAUCUCUAUGUAUCGUUUGGUAAUGGUGUCAAGACCAUCCACUAUUAACCAGUAUCCGUGUUGGUAGUAAUCACCUUCCACGUAAGUCUUGUUUGCCCAUCCUUCUUGCUGUGUUAUUAGAAGAUAAAUCAGACCCUAUUGAUCGUCUGAAUUUGAAAUUUGCUUGCCUUUGAUCAAUGAAUUUUGCAUCUACGCCCAUCUUUCGUAGUCUGGGGUCUGUGGCCCCAUGGUGAUCCAUGCCUCUAUGAGGUUCAUGGACCACUGGCAGUUGCGUAUCAGGAACACUCCGGUGUUGAUACUCGUCCAGCUGCUUGUCGUAUAUCUCAUGCCACCACCCAUGCACAACUAGGUUGUGGUCAUUGUAUCUCUCUAGUGGGAGCUUGAAGUCCAUGUCUAUGACAAUCGCAUCUGAGACCACCCACCACAUACACUCCACCUCAGGAUGAGCCGGCAUGGCAGCACGGAGAGUUGGUAAUUAGGCCCAGGCGCCAGUCACUUUUGAAUGGAACGCCAGAUUGUUGUAGAAGAUUUCAUAGCCGUGGGGUCAGCAAUGGUCUACUUUGUUCUUGAAAAACCGAAGCAGCAAAUGAUCACCAACUGGGUUACUGCUUGCUAUGCUCUGAGACCCCUUCACAAGAAGAACCCGAUCACGUACACUAGCGGAGAAAGAAGGGUGAUGCAGCAGCCACUUCUUGCGCUUCUCAUCCCAGUCUUCCACAGGUUGCCCAAUCAAGUAGCUGAAGUUUGGAUCAUCAUAGAAUGUAGGCUCAGCUGGGUCAUAUCCUGAGUCAAGGCCGUGGGCAAAUUUGCUCCAGGUGUUGGUUUUGUCGAAGUAUGUGUCGUUGGAAACUUGAAAGAAAAAAUAUUUCAACCAAUUGUAUUAGACACUUGGUGUAGCGGGUUGUAUUCUCGGCACAUUGAAAAAUUUAUGGAUCGUAUUCUCGGCACAUUGAAAAAUUUAUCCUGUACAUCAAGUAACUAACUGAAGGUACAUCCGCCACCCAACUUUUAAGUUAUCUGGUACACACCUAUUUCAUAGGUUGGGCUAUGUCAUUGAGGUAAGAAGGUUAAAGUACGUGUUGAUCCUC
This is a messenger RNA of Malus domestica (apple), 5913 nucleotides long. Lineage: Eukaryota; Viridiplantae; Streptophyta; Magnoliopsida; Rosales; Rosaceae. The record is from RefSeq and is a predicted model, not a curated record.